CGUCGAACGGGACUCGUCCCAUGUGUGUGAUGGUGUUCUGAUAGCAUGGGGCAGCUAUGAGCAGUGCCCCGAUUGUAUGGUGCUGGACCGCGCUCUUCUUCUCAUCGGCAUGGAGUGGAGGUUUGGACAUGCAAGGACCUUUGUUCUUGCACGAGCCGCCACAUAGACUGGAAUUUAGCAACAUUUCGGGCGCGAAAGUGGACUGCACGGCCCAUGGGAGUCCCUCGCCGGAGGUGGAGUGGAUACUGGCGGAUGGGUCCCCGGUGCACCAGGUGCCGGAACUCCGACUGUUAUUCCCCAACGGGUCUUUGGUUUUUCCCCCGUUUCCGAACGAGAGAUACCGACAUGACGUCCACGCGGCGCUCUACAGGUGCAAACUGAAAAGUUCACUGGGGACGGUUGUCAGCAGGGAAGUGCAUGUUAAGGCCGUUGUCAAGCAAAAAUACGACGUCCAAGUGCACGAUGAAUAUGUAAUUGCCGGCAAUACAGCGGUGCUCAAGUGCAAGAUUCCGAAUUAUGUGGCUGAAUAUGUGAUGGUGACAUCCUGGGUCCAGGACGAAGCCGUCAACAUUUAUCCCAACACCGACAUCGGGGGCAAAUACGUCGUCCUCAGCAAUGGGGACCUCUACAUCAGCAACGCGGGGCCGGGGGAUGGAUACAAGAACUACGGCUGUCGCACCGUCAAUCGCCUCACAGGUGAAGUCCAGACGAGCAUGUAUCCUGGAAGGAUAAUAGUGACCGAACCAAAGGGCAAUGUCCAGCCCAGGAUAAGCGUGGACAAGUACAACGCCCGACGCGUAGUCCUGGGCGAGGACGUCACCUUGCCCUGCGUCGCGCAAGGACAUCCGGUUCCUGGAUACUACUGGAAAAGGGAACUGCAAGGACAAAGCGUACCUGUUGCUCUAGGGGAGAGACUGACCAUUCUAUCGGCGGGAUUACUGAGGAUAUCCAAGGUGCGGCUGGAAGACCGCGGGGUGUACGUGUGCUUCGCCAACAACUCAGCGGGCGAGGAGAGUGUGAGGGUGACGCUGGAAAUAACAGCCCCCUUGUCGGCACAUGUUCAACCUCAAGUACAAGUGGUCGACGUGGGGAAGGAGGCGACCUUCCAGUGCAUUGUCAACGGGUACCCCGUCUCCCAAGUCAGCUGGCUGCACAACGGCAAGCCUGUGGCGCCCGACCACCGCGUGGAGGUGAUGGCGGAGCCCCCCCGACUCACCAUCCGCCAGUUGUCGAAGGACGACCGCGGGAUGUACCAAUGCAUGGUGAGCAACAACUGGGACCAAGCCCAAGCCACUGCCGAACUCGAUAUGGGCGACGCCGGUCCUGAGCUGAUUUAUUGGUUCUCCGAACAGACCCUCCAGCCAGGACCGAUGGUUUCGUUGAAAUGUGUUGCAACAGGAAAUCCUCCGCCGCAGUUCACGUGGACUCUCGACGGAUUUCCGCUUCCCGACCAUCCGCGAUUUUUGGUUGGGCAAUAUGUCACGAUCCAAGACGACGUGAUCAGCCACGUGAAUAUCACCAAUAUCAAGGCGGAAGAUGGGGGAGAAUACACUUGCACGGCACAUAACAGCGUAGGGAAAAUAUCACACAGUGCCAGGGUGAACGUCUACGGCCUCCCCUACAUUCGGGAAAUGCCGAAAAUCACCGGCGUGGCCGGAAGCAGCCUCGUGAUCAAGUGUCCCGUGGCGGGAUACCCCAUCGAGACAAUAACGUGGGAACGCGAAGGGCAAAUCCUGCCGGUGAACCGUCGUCAGAGGGUUUACGCAAACGGCACUCUGGUGGUGGAGCAAACUCAACGCAACGAAGACGCCGGAACGUACACGUGCCAGGCGCAAAACAGGCAAAGAAACUCGGAUAGAAGGAACGUCGAGGUGCAAGUUAUAGUAACUAUCGUUGCCGGUUUAGUGGUUUACUACAAAUGGUCUUUCACAUAUUGGAAGAAACGCGGCCUUGAGUACUUAGAACCGUCAAUUCCCUUCGGCAAUUGUGCUAAAUUAUUUCUAUCAAAGUGCAAUUUCGGCGAGCAAUUCGCCGAAUUUUACAAACAGUUCAAGGCGAAAAACCUUAAACAUGGUGGUGUGUUUAUGUUUGCACGUCCUUUUUACAUCCCUGUGGAGCCUGCAAUUAUAAAGAACAUAAUGCAAAAGGACUUUCAACACUUCGUAGACCGCGGUUUCUACGUAAAUGAAGAAAUUGAUCCGUUGAGUGGUCACCUUUUUUCGCUAGAAGGCGACAAAUGGAAAAAUCUUCGAGCAAAAUUGAUAGCAACAUUCACUUCAGGUAAAAUGAAGAUGAUGUUUGAAACUAUGGCAAAUUGUGCGAAAGGACUUGAUAAAUACGUGAGCGAAGCUGCAAAACGGAAGGAAACCCUAGAUGUCAAAGAAACUCUCGCAAAUUUCACCACAGAUGUCAUUUGCUCUUGCGCUUUUGGGCUUGAAAGUAAUUGUCUUAAAAAUCCAGACUCCGAAUUUAGGUACUACGGAAAACGCACUUUCCAAAACACAACUUGGGAAAAUUUGAAAAAUCUCAUUCAGUUCAUGAUGCCUAUGUAUAUCUUCAAUUUAGUGAAAUUUAAAACUACCAAACCAGAUGUGGAAGACUACAUGUUAAAUUUAGUAAAGAAAACGGUACAAUACAGAGAAAAAAAUAACGUCUAUCGAAAAGACUUCCUCCAUUUGUUGCUACAACUGAAAAAUAGAGGAAAAGUAACAGAUGACGAAACUUUCCUUGACAAUAACAACAAAAGUAAAGAAGUUGCAUUGACAAUCAAUGAAUUGGCAGCACAAGUUUUUGUUUUUUUCAUCGCUGGUUAUGAAACUUCUUCAACAGCAAUGACCUUCACUCUGUUCGAACUCAGUGGCAAUGAGAAAAUCCAAGACAAGUUGCGUGAGGAAAUCAAAACUGUGUUAGCUAAACAUAAUAAUCAAAUAACAUACGAGGCUCUCAUGGAAAUGACAUACAUGGAACAAGUUCUCAAUGAAACCUUGAGAAAAUAUCCACCGGUACCAUUCUUGAAUAGAAAAUGUACCAAAGCGUAUGACGUCGCUGGGACAAACCUCCAUCUGGAUAAAGGUACCAUGAUGGUAAUCCCAAUUCUGGGUGUUCACCAUGAUCCUGAAUACUACCCUGAUCCAUCAAAAUACGACCCGGAGCGCUUUUCGGAAGAAAAUAAAAACAGCGAGCAACCUGGCGAAUACAAAGACUUCCUCUUCGAGCCCAACGUGCAGCAAUUCGCCAACGGUUCGUUAAACUUCCUCCACAUAUCAAAAGACAACGAAGGGCAAUACCUCUGCGAGGCAAAAAACAACAUCGGAGCCGGCGUCAGCAAGGUCAUUUUCCUCAAAGUUAACGCCCCCGCGCAUUUCCUGCAGAAAGCGAAGCAACUGCAGGUGGUGAAGGGCGAGCAGGCCCACUUGCAGUGCUCUGCCCUCGGCGACACCCCCAUGGAGAUCACCUGGAAGCUGGGGGGCCAACACAUAUCCAACGACGGCGACCAGCGGUAUUCCGUGAGGGCGCAGCAGCUCGCCGAAGGAAUGGUCUCCGAGUUGAGCAUCGAGAGGACCAUCAGACAGGACACGGGGAUUUUCACGUGUUCGGCGAGCAACGCCUAUGGGAGCGAUGACAUGAAUAUUCAACUCAUUGUCCAGGAGAUUCCAGAGCCGCCGAGGAACGUCAGGGUAAUGGACCAGUUAUCCAGAUCGAUCGGGAUAUCUUGGACGCAGCCGUAUGCCGGAAAUAGCCCCAUCACUAACUACAUUGUCCAGUACAAACCGGGAUCAGAAGCGUGGCCCAACCAGCCGGCGAAAGUAACAGUUCCAGGCUCGCAAAUCACCACCACUUUGCAAAACCUGCGCCCCUCGCAAGUAUAUCAUCUCCGGAUUUUAGCGGAAAACCGCUUGGGUUUAAGCGAUCCGAGCCAAGUAGUCCAAGUGAGCACCCUGGAAGAAGUGCCGAGCGGGGCUCCUGUUGAUAUAAGAGCCGAGGCGAAGAGUUCAACUGAAUUGGUGGUCACUUGGGAACCCCCGAACCGGGAAACUUGGAAUGGUAAUCUCUUAGGGUAUCACGUGGGGUACCAGGAAGUUUCAACGGAAGAUUCCAACAAUGUCGCGCAGUCGUACACGUUUAAGAGUGUGGAGGUGCGGCCCCAUUAUGGGGGCGAAGCGGUGCUGCAAGGACUGUCCAAGUACACCACCUAUGGGAUCAUAGUGCAGGCUUACAACAGUCGGGGCUCGGGGCCCGCCAGCGACCCCGUAACCGCCCGAACUCUGGAAGACGCCCCAAGUUUGCCCCCACAGAACGUGCAGUGUUCGGUAUUAAGUGCUCAAAGUUUACACAUAUCAUGGGAACCGCCGUUGCCGGAAGGCCGAAACGGAAUUAUCCAAGGAUAUAAAGUUACUUAUCACUCGGCCGGCGAAUGGUUCGACAACGACGAUCAACAGACGAAAAUCAUCAAUCAAUUGCGCACAACAAUCUCCGGAUUGAGGAAAUUCACCAAUUAUAGCAUGACGGUGCUGGCGUACACCGCCAGCGGGGACGGGGCGAGAUCCGAGCCCACCUURUGCCAAACCGAAGAGGAUGUGCCAUCUGCACCGGCGGAAAUUAAGGCCGUCCUAAGUGCCCCCGAUAAAAUACUGGUAUCGUGGUUGCCGCCCAAAUUCAGUAAUGGGCCAUUAGUUGGGUACACGUUCUACAUGAGUCAAAUGGAAGACGGCAGGGAGGAAGGGACCCACAAAAGGGUCUUGAGCCCUUCCACCGAAAUGCACGAAGUUGAGAGGGUUAAACAGUCGUCCACGCUGGAGUUCUGGGUCACUGCAUCCACAAGGAUCGGCGAAGGCGAAAGCACGCGCGUCAUCACCGUGAGCCCCUCGAAGGCCGUUCCGGCCCGAAUCGCCUCCUUCGGGCGCGAGGUGAUAAGCGCCUGGAAGCAAAACGUCUACCUCCAUUGCAAACGCGUGGGAAUCCCCCUUCCCAACGCAAUAUGGCGCGUCAACGACCUACCUCUUGAGGUGGGCGGCCGAAAAACGAUCUUCCCCAACGCCACUCUCAUUAUAAAAGACACUCAAAGCGUGGAUCAAGCCAACUACUCGUGCAGCGUGGAAAAUCAAUACGGAAGGGACGAAAUCGAAUACAGCUUGAAAGUCCUCGUGCCACCGGAAGCCCCCGUUUUAAGCGUCGUUGAAGCCUUCACCGACAGCUUGCACCUGAGAUGGAGCGAUCAGGGGAAUGGGGGCUCCCCCAUCCUCGGCUACGUGAUAAAUUACAAGCGCGACCACGGGGACUGGGAGGAAUUGCAAAUUUCGGCGAGGACCGACGAACACAUGCUCAGGAAUUUGUGGUGUGGGACGAGGUAUCUCCUCUAUAUAACGGCCUUCAACAGGAUUGGCACGGGGCUGCCCUGCGAUAUCGUCACAGCCCACACGAAAGGCACAGUCCCAGUGAAGCCGAAGCAGUCGCAGAUGCUCACCAUGAACGCGACAGUGGUGACCAUCUGGCUGGACUCGUGGGGCGACGGGGGCUGCGGCAUCCUCUACUUCGUGGUGGAGUUCCGCCCCGGGAAGCACUCCUCGUGGAUCAUGUCCUCGAAUCACGUCAAACCAACCGAACGAAUUUAUAGUAUAAGUGACCUGUGGCCUGCCACCGAAUACCAACUGAAAAUCACCGCUCACAACAACGCCGGCAACACCGAAGCCUUGUACAACUUCACAACAUUAACACUCUUAGGUGGUAAGCCGCUCAUUUCGCCCUUGAGUCGUAUUGAAACUUGUAUGGUGUUAGCUGUUCCAGAACUAGCACCGCCAGUUUCCCACUCCGGGGAUCACCCUUUUUAUACCAACGCCAGGGUUCUAGUUCCCAUCAUUUUGUCGAUUCUAGUGCUAGUGGCUCUGAUAGCCACGCUCUUCUGGCGCAAAAAGAUUAGGAGCGAGAGGGAGAGCCAGAAUCGCUCGAUGGGCGAGUCGCCCUCCAUGGCUCAGAUCCAGAACAAGCAGAACAGAGACCAACAAUAUCUCGCUGUGCGAGUGGGACGAGGACCGCAGCCUUUGGCCAUCGAUUCGGACACGUAUAAGGCCGAAUCGGCCGAUUAUAUCGAGGAUAUUUGUCCCUAUGCCACGUUUCAAUUGUCCAAACCGGCGUACAGUGAAAGCUCGUACAGCGGAAAUGUGUACAGUGGACCGUACCAUUCGGUACGGGGUUCUUUUGUUUAUCAUGAUGUUAAACCACCACCUAUUGAUAAGUUUAAGUUAGGACAUAAUAAAGAACCAGAAUAUACCAAGGUUCGGAGAAAAGGGGGAAGACUGAGAGAUCCACAUUCAGAGAGUCAAGAGUCUGAUAACCUGGGCAGCACUGACUCAGAAGUGAAGAAGAUACUAACUCUGCACCUGCCUAUUUCAGAGUACGACACUCUCGGUUCGGAUUCCGAGGUCGACGGGCGCGCCACCAGCCAAGAACUCAUGUCUUUUAGUCAUAGAAUGCGUGGAGGCGCCGAAGGCUCGUCGUCGUCGUCGGAGACGUCGCCCCCGUCGGGCAGCGUCGGCCGCAAGCCCUACCCCGCACGCAAAGGCAAAACCAAGGGCGCCCCCUUGAGCAAGCGCCACGUGCGGAGCAGCAGCGGCUAUUCGAGUCACAACGACGAGACCACAUUUAGCAUCUCGCACGCGCCGAGCUUCAACGAACGGAUUCAUCCGCCGAGUCGGUUCUCCGAUUUGAACCCCAGGGAGCUGAGCGAGGGCGAGUUUGAAAAGGGGCACAGAACGAGGGGAAUGUCCAAACUGACACGAGAAGCUUUCCAAAUCAACGUUUGAGGGGCCAAAUGGCCACUUCAUUUUCUUGUUUUCAAAUAUUUUCACUUUGCGUGUCCAGACUUUGAGACUUUUUUAUUUUUGUAACUGGGAGAGCGAACAUUUGUUGGCUGGUGCCUUCAGAGGGAGACUUCCCUACUUCCGCGUGGGUGUGCCAAAUACGAAUUGAUAAUAAAGUGUAUAGAGCAGUGUAUGRUAUAGAUUUUAUAGAUUGUUAUAUAAUGUUAACAAGAAGAUUCAGUGGUUUCCACACUCUAGUCUAUUUGUGUUAAGACACGAUCACACAUACUCAUUGUGUAACAUAACAAAUAAAAAUACUGCAAAAUUUACCCUUUCCGCAAAAUUCAAACAACUGUCAUUUUUUUGACUACAAGAGUCCAAAUCAAACGCCUCAAGAGUGCUGUGACAAUUUCACGUAUGUCUUGCCUACACUGUUACGUUUAGUGAAAUGACAUUUUUUAUGUUAUGUAGGUACAGUCGAACAAAAUGAAAAUGACAAGAUAAAUUCCUUUAGGGGCCGGUUUACACAAAGCGAAAUAAAAAUUUAAUUCAGAAUUAAAC
Tribolium madens (black flour beetle) is the source of this 7358-nucleotide messenger RNA. It is a transcript of the gene Dscam4, whose product is annotated as Down syndrome cell adhesion molecule-like protein Dscam2. The transcript is spliced from 23 exons. Lineage: Eukaryota; Metazoa; Arthropoda; Insecta; Coleoptera; Tenebrionidae. The record is from RefSeq and is a predicted model, not a curated record. Gene Ontology annotation, biological process: cell-cell adhesion. Gene Ontology annotation, molecular function: monooxygenase activity; heme binding; oxidoreductase activity, acting on paired donors, with incorporation or reduction of molecular oxygen. Bases 57 to 6800 code for a protein of 2247 amino acids.